GUACGCAAUUUGAGUGACGUUUGAGGAUGUGUUGAUGUUGUGGUGGAAUGAGACGUUUGUCUCUUUGGCUGUGGAACGAUUUAGCUAUUAAUGUUCCUUUCCCAUAUUUGAUACACAUAUUUGAAGAAAUUUUACGUUCGUGGUAUCCUCAUGUCAAAAUAAAAACGUAGUUCAAAUCACUCCUCUGAUGUUCGUCAGUUUGUGUAAAUGUAACAUCAGAGGUGAAGUUUCAUAUCAUGCCGGGCAAUAGAUAUCAGCCUUCUCCUUUGCCCAGCAGAAGCUCUUCUUCGUUAAGCAAUAAUAUUAGGCCAGGCUCACCAUUGCCCGUACCAGUGGGAUAUAGAUUGGACUGUAUGAGUGCUGCAGCGAAACGAUACAAAUACCUCAGGAGACUCGUGAAGUUCCAUCAGAUGGACUUCGAGUUCGCAGCAUGGCAGAUGAUAUAUCUAUUCGUUUCGCCCCAACGAGUUUAUAGGAAUUUUCACUACCGAAAACAAACAAAAUCACAGUUUGCAAGGGAUGAUCCAGCAUUUCUUGUUCUCCUGAUGUUUUGGUUGUGUGCAUCGUCUGUUGGAUUUGCCAUUCUUCUGCACUUGUCAUUCUGGGAGUAUUUCAAAUUCCUGCUUUAUGUGGUAUUUGUAGACUGUAUUGGAGUUGGUCUCCUAAUAGCUACUUUUCUGUGGUUUGUUACUAACAGAUACAUGAUAAAACCGUCAUGUCGAGAUCAGGAUGUUGAGUGGGGUUAUGCAUUUGAUGUUCAUCUCAAUGCUUUCUUUCCUGUCCUGAUUAUUCUACAUGUGUUCCAACUGUUUUUCUAUAGAGCUUUUCUGUACCAACCCUGGUUUGUGGCCAGAUUAUUUGGAAAUACCCUGUGGCUGAUCGCCCUUGGCUAUUACAUCUAUAUCACAUUUUUAGGCUACAGUUGUUUGCAAAUUCUGCAGAGAACUCAUAUACUUCUUUAUCCACUGACAGUGUUGCUGGCAUUGUAUGUUAUAACAUUGAUGUCUGGUUGGAAUAUAUCUCAAGAUAUGAUGAACUUUUAUGAAAGAAGAGUAACGUAACUGAAGACGUGAAUCAGUGAAGUGUUGAAUAUGUAUAACAUGUAUUAUAACAAAGUGUUAGAGUGGUAACAAAGGAGAUGUUGUAAUGUGACAGUAUUGUCAUAAACAGUGUUCGUGACAUUAACUUUUUGUACCCAAGGCAGUGAAAAAAUAAUAAUAAUUUGCCUUAUUUUCGGUAAUGUAAAUUAGUUAAAUUGUUUCUUUUAAUAUGUGAUUGUAAAUAUAUAUUUCAGAGUUUUGAUA
Messenger RNA from Schistocerca cancellata (South American locust), 1304 nucleotides. It is a transcript of the gene Unc50, whose product is annotated as protein unc-50 homolog A. The transcript is spliced from 7 exons. Gene Ontology annotation, cellular component: Golgi membrane. Lineage: Eukaryota; Metazoa; Arthropoda; Insecta; Orthoptera; Acrididae. The coding region runs from base 237 to 1061 and encodes 274 amino acids. The record is from RefSeq and is a predicted model, not a curated record.